AUGUAUAAAUUUACAAAAAAGACUCAUUUAGAUUUUGUUGAAUUUAUAAACUCGGAUGAAUUAAAAAAUAAAUUAGAUACUACUAAUUUCAGUUAUAGACAUGCUAAAGUUUUUGAUAAUCAAGAAUUAAGAUAUAAACUUUUGAUUAUUAUUUAAGCAAUAGAAAACGCAAAUGCUAUCUCAUAGUAUCAAAAAAUAAUGAAAAGCAUCCUGAGAAACGAUAUUAUUUUAAAUUUAAUUAAUUAAUAUUACCUUGACACUGAAAAAAUCUAUUAUGUAUUUGAAAUGGAAUAUUAUGAUUAAUCCUUAGGAAACUUUGAGAAAUAAUACCUGCUCAAUCAUAAAACUACUAAUUCUUUGAAAGAGGAAAUUUACAAUUACUUCUAAGAAAAUCUAAAUUUAGUGCGUGAUUUUGAUUACAUAAAUAAUGGAGAUUAUCUUGAAUUUUAUGUUAUGUUAAUAAAUUAAGAUAAAAUCCAAAUUAAACUUAAUUUGAUUAGUCCUUAUAUUAAAUAGUAAUAAAAUUAAUAUAUUAAUAAUAAUCAAAAUUAUUACCAAUAAGAUGACUAAAAAGUAGAUGAUAAUGAAAGUUAAAAUUAAUAUUAUGAUGAAAGUGAAAAUGAAAUUGAAAUUGAAGAGGAUGAUGAAGAUUUAAAUUAAGUUGAAGAAGAAGAAAAUUAAAAAUAAGUGAAUAAAAAUAUGAGUUUUGAGAAAAUAAUAGAUCUGCCACUAUAAAGCUAAAGUAGUAAUGAGUUUGCUAGAAAAUAAUAAAAAUAUUUAGACCAAAUUUAGGAUAUAAUUAAACUAGUUAAAAUGAAAAUACCCAAAAAAGAUCUUUCUAAUGCGAUUUAGAAUACUUUUUCAAACAUUUUGAAUUUUCAUUGCUUGGAAAUUUUUGAGAUCAUUUAAAAACACCCAAAGUACAAAACUUUUGAAGUUGUAGAAUCAAAUGAAAGUAUCUUUAUCUUGAAUGUUAAUAAAGGGAAAUAAACUAUUUUGUUAGAAGGUUACAAAGCUUGCUCUGUUGAGUAAGCACAAAGUUUAUCUAAUUAAUAUGAAUCUAUUGUUAAAAAUAAGAUUUCUUCAACAUUUUUAAAUAUUGAAUAAAUCUAAAUAAAUCCACAACAAAUCUACGUUUUAGUUGAAAAAACUUUUAUUGGAUAGCUUUAAAAAUAACAAAAAAAAUUUUUAUAUCGUAAUUUAAGCUUAAAUGAUUUAAAAAAGUUUAUAAAUUACAGUUAUUAGCUGUUAUUUAAAAACGGUAUUUAAAUUACAAAAAUAAACCCAGAAAAUAUACUCAUUGGUAAAUAAUAUGGCUAUGAUUCAGAUGAAGAUAAUGAAAUUGACUUUAAUGAGGAUCUAUAAAAUGCAUUCACUAUUGAUGGAUUAAGCAUUUAACAAUUUCCAACUUAAUAUACUGAAAUUAAUGAAUUUUAGCUUCAUUAGCAUUUUGUUAAAUAUCAUAAUAAUGAGCCUGUAAAAAAUUUUAAAAAUUCUAUCUAAAAUUUAAUUGAGAUUUUUUUCUAAAAGAUUUCUGAAAUUUAGUUAGAAACUAUUUCAGAUGUUUUCAAUAGACUUUAGUUAAUAAUUAAUAAUUUAAUUAUUAUCAGAUAAUAUGAAUUCUAUACAAAAAUUAAGAUUUCAGAAAAAAAUUUAAAUAAAAUUUAAAUAGCUCUUACUGAACACCUGAGUUGUUAUCCUAAAUCAUUUAAAAAGAUAUUAGAAUUAAGUAAAAUUAAUCCUUCUCUUUAAAUAAAUUCUCUUGUAAUUAAUUCAUACACUUUCCCUGAAUGUUUAAAAUAACUUUUUUUGUAAUUAAUGUGGGAAUAUGAAAAUAAAGGUGUAGAGGAGGAUAAAUUAUAGGAAUUAUUUUUGAAAUAACCAAGUUCGUUUAUUUAAAAAUUCUUAUAUGAUUUAAAAGUAUUCUAACUAGACAAAAAAUUUGGAUAAAUCAAAGUAAAUGUUUUUUAUGAAUAGAAUGAAAAUGAUUAAUUGAGUAAAAUAAUAAACCUAAAUGAAUUCAAUGAAAAUGAAAUUGAAGUGCUAAAAAAUUAAAAUUGUACAGUUUUAGAAUAUAACUUUGAAUUAGAAGGUUAUCUUGCUUUCUAAAAACUGAAUAUUUUGAUAUUUGAUGAAAAUAUAUACUACUUGAUUGGUGAUCAAUAAUAUAUUUUACUAAGAUACGAAAAUUACAAACAAAUAUAAUAACUAUUUGAAUUUUCAAUCACUUUAGCAUAUUUCAAAGAAAUUUUUGGAUAAAAUUACUUACACAAAUAUUUAGCAUAUUAAACAACUAAUUUGGAAGUAUGGCUUUCCUAUGAAUUCGUAAAUUUGCAACAAUUGACUUAUAUUUACGAAUAUACAUAUGAAUAAUUACUUGAUUUGCAAGGAUUUAAAUCAUUAAUAUAACUAAAUUUAAUUCUUAAAUAUUUGGAAUCUUUUGACAAAAAUGAUUUAUCUAAAAUAAUUAAGAGUUUUUCCAAAUCAAAUAUUAAUACUGUUAAACUAAUAAUUAGUAAAGAUGUUAAAAAACAAAUUCCAAAACUUUCAUAUUUUUAUAAACAAAAAUAAAUCGUCAAUGUUUAAAUAAAGAAGAUAAAUAUUACUGAUAAUGAAUAUUAUCCAUAUUUAAAUAAAAGAAAAUAUUAUCUUAAAGAUUUUUGA
Messenger RNA from Tetrahymena thermophila SB210, 2664 nucleotides. RefSeq lists its product as hypothetical. The record is from RefSeq and is a predicted model, not a curated record. The transcript has a single exon. Lineage: Eukaryota; Ciliophora; Oligohymenophorea; Hymenostomatida; Tetrahymenidae.